Larimichthys crocea (large yellow croaker) is the source of this 3484-nucleotide messenger RNA. It is a transcript of the gene dlat, whose product is annotated as dihydrolipoamide S-acetyltransferase (E2 component of pyruvate dehydrogenase complex). The record is from RefSeq and is a predicted model, not a curated record. Gene Ontology annotation, molecular function: dihydrolipoyllysine-residue acetyltransferase activity. Lineage: Eukaryota; Metazoa; Chordata; Actinopteri; Sciaenidae. The transcript is spliced from 14 exons. Gene Ontology annotation, cellular component: pyruvate dehydrogenase complex. Gene Ontology annotation, biological process: pyruvate decarboxylation to acetyl-CoA. Bases 1 to 1917 code for a protein of 638 amino acids.
AUGCUCCGUCUCAUCCUGCGGCUCAGGCCGUCCUCCGGGCUCCCCUGUCCCCGUGCCCUCCCGGCCGGGCCUGCUGCUCUCGGUUCCCGCUCCGUGCCCGGAACCGGCUGUCUGAGGAGACUUCACCACGGAGCGGGGUCCCGGACCGUGUCUCUGAGCUCCUGCCUCGGCCACAGAGGGACUCUGCUGCGGUGUCCCCAGUCAGCGGGCAGCUGUCAGGGCACACGUUUCUACAGCCUGCCGCCGCACCAGAAGGUGGAGCUUCCCGCGCUGUCGCCCACCAUGCAGACAGGAACCAUCGCUCGCUGGGAGAAGAAGGAGGGCGAAAAAAUCAGCGAGGGUGACCUUAUGGCUGAGGUGGAGACUGAUAAGGCCACUGUCGGUUUUGAGAUGCUGGAAGAAUGUUAUCUGGCAAAGAUCCUGAUUCCUGAAGGGACGAGAGACGUCGCCGUCGGAGCAGUGAUCUGCAUCACGGUUGAUAGCCCCGAUCUCAUCCCUGCCUUUAAAGACGUAACGUUGGACUCGAUCAAAGCAGCGGGUCCCUCACCGGUUUCCUCCGCUCCUCCUCCUCCUCCUGCUGCUGCUGCUGCAGCUCCUCCUGCAGCUCCGGGCAGCUCUUACCCCACACACAUGAAGAUCACUCUUCCUGCCCUGUCUCCCACCAUGACGAUGGGAACAGUGCAGCGCUGGGAGAAGAAGGUUGGAGAGAAGCUCAGUGAAGGAGAUCUGCUGGCUGAGAUCGAGACCGACAAGGCGACCAUCGGCUUUGAGGUGCAGGAGGAGGGAUAUUUGGCCAAAAUCAUGGUGCCAGAGGGAACUCGGGACGUUCCGCUGGGAACCCCGCUCUGCAUCAUCGUAGAGAAAGAAAGUGACAUUGCUGCUUUCAAGGAUUAUGUAGAGACCGGAUUGGCAGAGGUUUCCACACCAGCUCCAGCUCCAACUGCAACUCCAGCACCGGCUGCCGCCCCAGCACCCAGUCCUGCUCCCGCAGCCGCCGCCCCUGCAGCACCCAGGAAGGGUCGCGUGUUUGCCAGCCCGCUAGCCAAGAAACUGGCUGCCGAGAAGGGAAUUGACCUGGCACAGGUCAGCGGUUCUGGUCCUGAUGGACGCAUCACCAGGAAAGAUAUUGACGGUUUUGUUCCACCAAAGGCUGCACCCGCUGUCGCUGCUACUCCCACUCCAGUUGCCCCUGCCCCUGCUGCCGCUCCUGCUGCACCAGCUGGCACCUUCACAGACAUCCCGAUCAGCAACAUCCGCAAGGUGAUCGCUCAGAGGUUGAUGCAGUCCAAACAGACCAUCCCCCACUAUUAUCUGUCUAUAGAUGUCAACAUGGACCAAGUGCUCGAGCUUCGGAAGGAACUCAAUGCUGAAGUGAAAGCCCAGAAUAUCAAGCUUAGCGUGAAUGACUUCAUCAUCAAAGCCAGCGCUCUGGCCUGCCUUAAGGUUCCUGAGUGCAACUCCUCCUGGAUGGACACGGUCAUUCGCCAGAAUCACGUGGUGGACCUGAGCGUAGCAGUGAGCACAGCCAGCGGCCUCAUCACACCCAUAGUGUUUAACGCACACACCAAAGGACUGGCAACCAUCAGCACUGAUGUGUCUGCGCUCGCUGCCAGAGCGAGAGAAGGCAAACUGCAGCCGCACGAGUUCCAGGGAGGCACUUUCACAAUCUCUAAUUUGGGGAUGUUUGGCGUCAAGAACUUCUCUGCGAUUAUCAACCCUCCCCAGUCUUGUAUCCUCGCCGUUGGAGGUUCAGAGAAACGGCUGAUGCCUGCUGAUAAUGAGAAAGGGUUUGACGUAGCCAGCAUGAUGGCGGUGACGCUGAGCUGCGACCACCGGGUGGUGGACGGGGCGGUCGGCGCGCAGUGGCUCGCAGAGUUCCGCAAGUUCCUGGAGAAACCCGUCACUAUGCUGUUGUGAUUGGACUGCACUGCCGUUAGAUUGCAGCGACAGGCCGAGGCCUUCUCACCAAGAGAUCCGAUCGGUCUAAUCUGGUCUGGAUUCUCCUGUGAUUAGUCGGUCUGACACAAGGUCACUCCCAGUUCCCCUGAAAGGGAAAGACGCAGAGCUCACUCCACUUACCUGUCUGUCUCGCUGUCUCUCCUGUCUUUCUCUCCUCUCGCUCAUCUUCUAUUUAUUAAGGCCCCCCCCAAUUUAUGAGAAACCAGAAAUAGGUUUAAGUUAUGCUAGACUAGAGGCUGGCCAUAUGUCAUUAAAACACUGAUAAUGUUUUACAUGUUCCAUGUCCACCCAGGAAGCAGAUUUAACCAGAUACUUGCGUGUGUGUGUGUGUGUGUGUAUGUGUUUGUUUCUGAAUGUGAUAAAGACAACAGGAAGUGCAGCUAUGUGUAAGUCUUUUAAGUAAAGGGUUGUGAUUUUUGUCUGCAUGCAGGCAAGAAGACGUAAUGUAAGCUGACUCUGAGACACAGACACCCGAUCCACGCACACACACAUGCACACGCACACACACACACACACACACACACACACACACACACACACACACAAAAAACCUGUCCCUGUCAAGCGGCCGCACACAAUUUGAAAUAUGAAGUGUGUUUUCUGUGGGUUGGUGUGCAUAUUUUUAACUGUGGGACGAACACAGUGCUGUACAUAUAUAUAUGGUGGUGAGCUCUGAUGAGGCCUCGCCAUAUAGUUUAAGAUCUGUACAGUCAAACACUCUCAGAAGAAGUACUGAGAGUGUUUGAAGUACUGACAUUUUCUCUCUUUGGUUUUGUUAUUCAGUUAAUCCGUUACCUUCUAAAUUCUUCUGUUUCACAGCUGGAACGCACAAAGCUGGUGCUGAAUGUUAUUUGUUGUUUUAAGUAAAUUGGGAGAAGUCAUUCUGGUGCCAUAGACUCUUUGUUUUUUUUGUUUUUUAUCACUCUACUUACUGUAAAGGGCCCACAUUAAAGAGUGUGAUCAAAGAAUCUGAAAUAUUCUGGAAAUUAAAAAUAUAUUUAACUUGGUUAAAGUAUCCAAAACCUCCGGCCUACUUUUUUCCGUCUUAGUGCUGCAUGCCAAAAGGAAAAAAGUAAAGAUCUCGGCCUGCAGUCAACCUGCUUGUGUGUUUUCUCAAGUAUCUGGGUCAGUGGCUGAUUAAUAUCGGCCCACACACACACACAAUAAAAAAAACAACAACCCCACAGCACCUGAAAACAGGCUCAGACUUCCUGCCUACAAAUGAGUCUAUGUAAGUGCUGUCUUAAUCUUUUCAGUCCUUUUUUGAAAAAAUCAUAUUUUUAAACAUAAAUUUACUUGUUUUUAAAGAAAAGGGACAUGAACAAGACGACAGCAGUUUUUUGUUUCCGUUACAGGAAGACGCUGAUGCCAUUGAAGUGAUAAAAGGUCACGUUUGAAAACCUGAAAAGGUCACAUGUUGCUUUGCUGCUCACGUUCUUUUUGGUCCACUCCAACUUUAAUCUCUCAUAAUAAAAUCAAUCUGUGGACCACUGUUGUCAAUAAUCCUUGUACAGCUCAAUAAAUG